UCAGACAGCGAUCAUAUGACUGAAGCCCGACUACAACGUGACCAACUCACCUCAGACCAUCGGACCGUCUCCUUUACUCUGUUUCGAGUCUCCAACUGGGACUCGGGUGGCCCCGUGUCGAGCGUCCAGCGCCAGGCUGAAGUUUCACAAUGCCGAAGAAAACGCUGUGUCUUCUCCUUUUGGCCUGGGCUGUGGUGGAGCCAGUGAGCUCCAGGGGCUGCUCUUCAUUCUUCUGUCGGAAGUCUCACCGUGUCAGUCACUCAUACGGAGCAGACCCCGGAAAACCCCUCUUCCUAACCCCAUAUCUGGAGCAAGGAAAGAUAGAGGAAGCUAGAAAGCUGAGCUUGGUGGGCCCUCUGCCUGGUGCCAAUGUGAAGAGUUACUCUGGCUAUCUCACCGUCAACAAGAGCUACAACAGCAACCUCUUUUUCUGGUUCUUUCCUGCACAGUUUAAACCAGAAACUGCUCCAGUUCUCCUUUGGCUGCAGGGAGGCCCUGGAGGCACCUCCAUGUUCGGCCUUUUUGUGGAACAUGGACCCUAUGUUGUGUAUCAGAAUCUCACAUUGGGCUACAGGGAAAUCCCCUGGACCUCAAGAUACUCAGUUCUUUACAUUGACAAUCCAGUAGGUACUGGAUGGAGUUUCACUGAUGAUGACAAAGGCUUUGCUACAAACCAGGAUGAUGUUGGCCGGGACCUGUACAAUGCACUGACUCAGUUCUUCCAGCUCUUCAGUGAGUUUCAGUCCAAUGAGUUCUACGCCACAGGAGAGUCCUAUGCAGGGAAAUAUGUACCAGCAAUUGGCUACUACAUCCACAAGAAUAAUCCCUCAGCUAAAGUGAAGAUCAACUUUAAGGGAGUGGCUAUUGGGGAUGGUCUGUGUGACCCUGAGCUGAUGAUGGGUGGCUAUGCUGAUUUCCUGUAUCAGACAGGCAUGGUAGACGAGCAGCAGAGGCUAUAUGUGAAGAUGCAGACAGAUGCUGGCGUCAGACUGAUCCAGCAGCAGAGGUGGAUAGAAGCCUUUGAGGUUUUUGACAGCUUACUGAAUGGAGACCUUGUCCCUUAUCCAUCAUUCUUCCAAAACGCUACUGGUUGCACUAACUACUUCAACUAUAUGCAGUGCCAGGAGCCUGUGGAUCAAGAGUACUUUAGCAAGUUUGUGAAUUUGCCAACAGUAAGAAGCUCCAUCCAUGUUGGAAACCUAACAUUCAAUGAUGGCUCUGAGGUAGAGAAACACCUGCUCCAGGAUGUCAUGAAGUCCAUCAAACCCUGGCUGGGUAUCCUCAUGGACAACUACAGAGUGCUAAUCUACAGUGGGCAGCUGGAUGUGAUUGUGGCAGCUCCACUGACUGAGAGAUUCCUGCCCACAGUGAAUUGGACUGGGGCUGACGCGUACAAAACUGCUGAACGCUUUCACUGGAAGGUCCGCCCCAGUGACAAGGAGGUAGCAGGCUACGUCCGGCAAGUAGAAGAAUUCUACCAGGUAAUUGUUAGAGGUGGGGGACACAUUUUGCCUUAUGACCAGCCAGAGAGGUCUUUUGACAUGAUUGACAGAUUCCUGUCCACAAAGGGAUUUCUGUCUGUCUGAUGUUCUCCACAUAGACUUUGGAUGUUUUAAUCACCCUGUCUGGGAUUCUUUUGCAGCAGUGACUGUUUAUUCCUGUGACUGAUAACUGCCACUGAAUGAAUCAGAGUUCAGUGUAUGUAUAUUUGGCAACUUACAGAUUUUGUUUUUGUUGUACUUGAUAAGUUUUUUGAUUAAAGCAAAAUUUUAACUAAAA
Pygocentrus nattereri (red-bellied piranha) is the source of this 1779-nucleotide messenger RNA. It is a transcript of the gene cpvl, whose product is annotated as carboxypeptidase vitellogenic like. Lineage: Eukaryota; Metazoa; Chordata; Actinopteri; Characiformes; Serrasalmidae. The coding region runs from base 150 to 1586 and encodes 478 amino acids. The transcript has 13 exons. Gene Ontology annotation, biological process: proteolysis. The record is from RefSeq and is a predicted model, not a curated record. Gene Ontology annotation, molecular function: serine-type carboxypeptidase activity.